This is a messenger RNA of Dunckerocampus dactyliophorus (ringed pipefish), 3158 nucleotides long. RefSeq names its product zinc finger protein 260-like. Lineage: Eukaryota; Metazoa; Chordata; Actinopteri; Syngnathiformes; Syngnathidae. The record is from RefSeq and is a predicted model, not a curated record. The transcript is spliced from 2 exons. The coding region runs from base 16 to 1746 and encodes 576 amino acids. Gene Ontology annotation, biological process: regulation of transcription by RNA polymerase II. Gene Ontology annotation, molecular function: RNA polymerase II cis-regulatory region sequence-specific DNA binding; DNA-binding transcription factor activity, RNA polymerase II-specific.
AGACGUUAAUGAUUGAUGCACACCAAGACAUCGCCAAGCAAAGGAUCGCCUUUACAAGUUGCUGCUGUAGCUCUCAGAAGACGCUAUUGUACUCCUCUCCAGUGCAUGUGGUCAAUGAGAUAUCCAGCAGCUGAUUGGCCAUCAAGAAGAAUGUCCCCCUCAGCCACAGGGUGGGAGCUCCACUUUGAGACGAUGGAGCAGUCAGAGGAAGAGGCGGAGCCACAGCCCACCCACAUUAAAGAGGAAGAGUGGGAGUCAAAGCCCUCCUAUGUUAAGGAGGAAGAGGAGGAGCCACAGCCCCCCCACAUUAAAGAGGAAGAGGGGGUGCCACAGCCGCCCUAUGUUAAAGAGGAAGAGGAGGAGCCACAGCCCACACACAUUCAAGGGGAAGAGGCGGAGCCACAGCCCCUCUAUGUUAAAGAGGAAGAGGAAGAACUCUCGAUCACUCAGGAGGGAGCGCAUCUUGUAGGGCCAGAGGAGGCGUAUCUAGCCAGGUUGCCACUGACUGGUGUCUCUGUGAAGACAGAUGAUCAUGAAGACAAACAACCCGAGUCCUCACAGCUUCAUCAUAGUCCAAGUGAGGAGAUGACAGAGGCGGAGCCUACAUGCAGCAGCUCACUGCAACACAUGACAACAGAAGCUGAUGGAGACCACUGUGGAGGAUCACAAGCAGACCACCUCUUAGCUCCACUAUCAGAUAGUGACGACACAACGUCACACACUCCUGAAGAUGAAGACAGCGACUACAACCAAGAAUCUCUGAGCAGCGAUACAAACUGUGAUAUGACGACUCACACUGGCAACAAACACUCUGAAAGCUCUAAAAAGAAGACAGGUAAACGUUUUAACUGGUCAGUUUGUGAUAAAAGAUUUUCUUGUAAGAGUCUUUUGACUCAACGCAUGAGAACGCACACAGGAGAAAAACCUUUUAGUUGCUCAGACUGUGGUAGACGCUUCACUCAAAAGACAACCAUGCGAUCACACAUGAGAACACACACAGGAGAAAAACCUUAUAGUUGCUCAGACUGUGGUAGAUGCUUCACCCGAAAGACACACAUGCAAGCACACGUGAGAACACACACAGGAGAAAAACCUUUUAGUUGCUCAGACUGUGGUAAACGCUUCACUCGAAAGACAAACAUGCAAUCACACAUGAGAACACAUACAGGAGAAAAACGUUUUAGUUGCUCAGACUGUGGUAAACGCUUCACUGAAAAGGCAGUGAUGCAAUCACACUUGAGAACGCACACAGGAGAAAAACCUUUUUGUUGCUCAGACUGCGGUAAAAGCUUCACUCAGAAGGUAAUGUUGCAAUCACACAUGAGAACUCACACAGGAGAAAAACCUUAUAGUUGCUCAGACUGUGGUAAACACUUCACUAGAAAAGCAAACAUGCAAGCACACAUAAGAACGCACAUCGGAGAAAAACCUUUUAGUUGCUCGGUUUGUGGUAAACGCUUCAAUCGAAAGACAAACAUGCAAUCACACAUGAGAACACAUACAGGAGAAAAACCUUUUACCUGCUCAGACUGUGGUAAAAGCUUCAUUGAAAAGGCAGUGAUGCAAUCACACAUGAGAAUCCACACAGGAGAAAAACCUUUUAGUUGCUCAGACUGUGGUAAAGGCUUCACUCGAAAGACAAACAUGCAAUCACACAUGAGAACACACACACAGGAGAGGAACCUUUCAGUUGCUCAGACUGUGGUAAAGGCUUCACUUGAAAGACAAACAUGCAAUCACACAUGAGAAUACACAGGAGAAAAACCUUUUACUUGCUCAAAUUGUGGUAACACAUUUUCUUGGAGGUCGUCCGGUCGUUCCGCCUCUUAGCAGCGAUCCCUUGAAGAAUGCACAAAUGGACUUUGUCUCUCCCCAAAAUCAUGGCAAAGAGGGAGAGGAAGAAGAAUUUCUCAGACACUGAAAUUGAAGUAGUGAAGUAUAGUCAAUCAGCUGAAAAACAUCACACUCUACUGCAAAUCGAGUCACUGGCACAGACUGCUACAUGUGCAUCACCAAUAAAUGAAUAAUAAAUAAAUAAAUAUCUGCUCUUAUAAAGCAUUGGCUCGUCUGCUCUGGGGUUGGAGCGGUGCCUUGCUUGAUGGUCAGGUUGUGAGGGACGCAGCAAGAUGAUGUGGCCUGGGCUGGACAGGUACAGCCCUAUUUGUAAUUUCAAUGUUCUACCACUAGGCUUUGUUUGUAGUAACAGUUUUGCAUAAAUGUACGCAUUUUCCUAUGCACAAGUACAAGUGGAUAAAUCCCAUACUCUGUGUGCGAGGCAAAAAUGUUGGUUGCUCUUUUACAAAUUCAAAGCUGAUGUGUGUGACUAUCUUGUUUUGCCUGAAACACAAAGAUAAUAGGUCUGCUUUCAUGGGAAAGGAAAUUAAGGAAAUCAAGGAAUCAAGGAAAUUAAAAAAUAGUCACAUUUGAGAGGCUGAAAUAAGGAUAUUUGCAGUAUAUUUUUUAAUGAAAUGAUUAAUGGAGUACUAAAAUAGUUUCAAUUAAUUGGCUAAUCGAUUAAUCAUCGAUUCAUCGUUGCAGCUCUAGUCUACUGUUUGACUCGCCUGACUUCCAUGCAGUCACUGUGUCGCCACUGUCUUGGAAUAUUCUUUGCACUUGUCUUUGUUCAAUAAAUGUACAAAAUGUACAAUGUACAAAAGAAAUACAUGGUGACUGCAGUGGUUUCUUUUGUAGUUACAGGUUUUAUUUGACUGUAUGCUGUCAUCACUAAAUGCUGUAACUGAUGAAGUCACUUCCUGUUCGAUUACUUCCAAAUUUGGUCUGAAAAGUAAUGAUUUGAUUCUUUUUACUGACUUGAGUUCUUAUGAUUCACUCAUUGGGGUGCGGAUCGCUUUCAGGAGGCCUUUGAAGGAUUUGCGUGAGAGCAAAAUAGUAGUUUUCCCUUUUUUCCCCUUAUUUAAAAGUGUUGAUUUUAUUUUGCUCAAACAAUUGUAUGUAAUAAAAGGGAAACAUAUUUUGUUCAUAUUGUUGUAUAGCAUAUUGAUGAAAUGUUCACAAAUAAGUGUAGUGAUGCAAAUAUUUUUUGUUUUCCAAAAACUUUUGUGAGGUAUUUUAUUAUGAUUCUAAUCAUGAUAAAGAAGUUACAGGAAAAAUGACAAAAUUAUUCAAUUUUAUUGAAAAAUUCAAUUAAAAAGUACAAU